Molecule: messenger RNA, 1528 nt
Organism: Aspergillus homomorphus CBS 101889
Lineage: Eukaryota; Fungi; Ascomycota; Eurotiomycetes; Eurotiales; Aspergillaceae
Gene: fhpA
Product: flavohemoprotein
Exons: 1
Coding region: 166-1422 (418 amino acids)
Biological process (GO): nitric oxide catabolic process; cellular response to nitrosative stress
Cellular component (GO): intracellular anatomical structure
Molecular function (GO): oxygen binding; nitric oxide dioxygenase [NAD(P)H] activity; heme binding
Source: RefSeq, a predicted model, not a curated record
AUCAUGCAUAUCCACUUUGACUUCAUGGGGCAAUGGGCUGCCCAUUGGAAUAUAAAUACACACCUGGACUCGGAGAACGAGACUCAUAUUUGCAUCCCAUUCCUCAGACUUACUUGCCUGCAUCAACAUCGCAUUUAAUCUCUUCAUUCCAGACACAUUCACACAAUGGGCCUCACACAAGAGCAGAUUGCUAUCAUCAAGGCCACUGUGCCUGUCUUGCAGAUUCACGGCAAGACCAUCACGACGGUCUUCUACAAGAACAUGCUGACUGCGCACCCUGAGCUCAACAACGUUUUCAACACUGCCAACCAGGUCAAUGGCCACCAGCCUGCCGCUCUCGCCGGCGCUCUCUUCGCCUAUGCCUCCAACAUCGACAACCUGGGUGCCCUGAGCCCCGCUGUCGAGCUGAUCUGCCACAAGCACGCCUCCCUCUAUAUCCGACCCGAACACUACAAGAUCGUCGGCAAGUACCUCCUCGAAGCCAUGGGCGAAGUCCUCGGAGACGCCCUGACCCCCGAGAUCCUCGACGCCUGGGGUGCCGCCUACUGGCAAUUGGCCGAUAUUAUGAUCAACCGCGAAGCGGACUUAUACAAAGAGGCGGAUGGAUGGACCGAUUUCCGCGACUUCCGUAUCGCCAAGAAGGUGCCCGAGUCCUCUGAGAUCACUUCGUUCUACCUCGAACCGGUCGAUGGCAAGCCUCUGCCUUCGUUCCGUCCCGGACAGUAUAUCUCCGUGGAGAUCUUCGUGCCUGAGCUCGAAUAUGCCCAAAGCCGCCAGUACUCGCUCAGUGACAAGCCCGUGCCCGAAUAUUACCGCAUCAGUGUCAAGAAGGAGCCUGGUCUCGCCCCGACCGAUCCCUCCGCCAAGCGCCACCCCGGUUAUGUCUCCAACAUUCUGCACGAUUUCAAGAAGGAAGGCGACGUUGUCCGUGUCUCCCACCCCUUCGGUGACUUCUUCCUCUCCGACGAGGAGAAGCAGAGCAGCAGCCCCAUCGUCCUCCUGGCUGCCGGUGUCGGUCUGACCCCGCUCACCUCGAUCCUCAACACCCUCCUCGACGGCCCCGAGGCCCAGACCCAGCGCAAGAUCACCUACGUGCACGGCGCCCGCACCUCUGCUGCCCGCGCCUUCCGUCCCCAGAUCAAGGAGCUGGCUUCCAAGGUUCCUAACCUCCACGCUAUCUUCUUCACCAGCCACCCUGGCGCCGAGGAGAAGCAGGGAGACGAUUACGAUGUCGCCGGACGCUUGGACGUCGGCAAGCUGGACAACCAGAAGGAUCUGUAUCUGGAUGAUGCCACCACCCAGUACUACAUCUGCGGUCCCACUUCUUUCAUGCUGGACGUGAAGCAGAAGCUGACCGCCGAGGGCGUCGCUGCUGAUCGCAUCAAGAUGGAGCUGUUCGGUACCGGUGGCAUCCCCGCUUAGAGGACGGUUUUUCUUUUCUGCAUUUAGAUCAUAUCUCUCCGAUAUUUACGGACUACGAUCGCAUUUGCUCUUAGUUCUUAGAUAGCAUUAUUAGCCUAGAUACUCC